CAUUGGCUGUUUAUUAGAAUAAAUUGAGGACAAUGCAUACCACUGGCUGCCAAUUGUAAACAUAAGGGAUAUGUAUUCACUUAGCAUUGACUUUUGGGAGGGGCCAAGGAAAGUCUGUAGUUUUAUUGAAUAGGGCUGUGUGUUAGGCAGUUUGUGUGCCUUUCUUGCUGUGCUCCUGCCUAAGCAGCCAGUAAUUCAUUUCCUUCCUACUAGUUGAAAACUUUUCAGCUGCAGAGUGAUUGUCCAGAGCCUUCCAAGUUGUCAGUUCAAAUUCAUCCCUUAGAGCUGGUGUGUGACAGAAGGGUCCACUACUGUACACCAGAUUUCCUUCAGGAGCUUGGACCCUUUGCAAAAGAUUUGGAUCUUUUCGGAACUUCGAGAGUUUGAGCAGGCACCAUGGAUGACUUUGAACGCCGCAGGGAACUCAGGAGGCAAAAGCGUGAGGAAAUGCGCCUUGAAGCAGAGAGACUAGCCUACCACAGAACUGAUGAUGAUGAUGAAGAAGCCGCAAGAGAACGCCGCCGACGAGCUCGACAGGAAAGGCUGCGGCAAAAGGAAGAGGAAGAUGUAGGAGGACAAGGAACAGAGAAACCAGAAGCUAAUGCCCAGAACAGUGUUGUAGAAGAGGAGACCAAACGCACUACAACAGUUACAGACACACAAAUGGGAUCAAAUGAUGAUGCUGCCUUCUUGGAGAGAUUAGCAAGGAGGGAGGAAAGACGCCAGAAACGUCUCCAGGAGGCCCUAGAGCGUCAAAAGGAGUUUGACCCAACGGUCACAGAUGGAGGCUUGUCACUACCAAGCAGCAGAGAGAUAAACAAUGUGGAUGAAGAUGAGACCAUGGGGAAAGAGGAAAAAAUUGAAACACGCCAAGGACGCUACGAGAUUGAGGAGACAGAAACCAUUACCAAAUCAUACCAGAGGAACAGCUGGAGGCAAGAUGACGAAGAAGAAGAAGUAAAGAAAGAAGAAAAAGAUAAGGAGGUGCUGGAGGAGAAACCAAAGGAGAUACCCACAGAGGAAAAUCAGGUAGAGGUGACAAAAGAAAAGGAAACUAUAGGCAAAGAAGAUGUGUUAGAAGCAAAAACCUUAGCUGAGAAUAAUACCAGUGCCCAAAUAGAAAGUGAGGAGGCCAUAAAUAUCACUCUUGUUCUUGAUUAUGAGAAACUUAGGGAUGAGGAAAAGCAAAAAGCUGAGGAGGACAAGAAAAGAGCAGAGGAAAAAGAAAGGCUUGAAGCAGCAGAGAGGGAGAGGAUAAAGGAGGAGGAGCAAAGAAAAGCUGAGGAAGAAAGAGAGAGAAUUCAAGCAGAAGAGAGAAGAGCAGCCCAAGAAAAAGAAAGGAUUGAGGCAGAGGAAAGAGCAAAAGCAGAGGAAGAGAAAAGGGCAGCUGAGGAAAGGGAGAGGAUCAAGGCAGAGGAGGAGAAGAAGGCAGCUGAGGAAAGGAAAAGGGCAAAGGAGGAGGAGGAGAGGAGGGCAGCUGAGGAAAGGAAAAGGGCAAAGGAGGAGGAAGAGAGGAGGGCAGCUGUGGAAAGGAAGAGGGCAAAGGAGGAGGAAGAGAGGAAGGCAGCUGAGGAAAGGGAGAGGGCUAAGGUAGAAGAGAAGAGGAAAGCAGAAGAAAAGGCUAAGAUAGAGGCAGAGAAAUUAAAAGCAAAACAAAAGAUAGAAGCGAAAAAAAUUGAAGACAAAAAAGUACAAGAUAAACAGGUAAAAGAGAAGAAAAUACAAGAGGAAAAGCCUCAAACAGCCUUCCUAAGGAAACAGGGGGAAGAAAAAGAGGUUAAAGUGGAACCUAAAAAGGAAAAGUUACCAGAUGAGAAACUUCGACCUCCUUUCAAAAAGGACCAGAUAAAAGAUGACAAGGCUAAUAAAGAAAAAGCACCUAAGGAUGAACUUAAGGCUAGCUGGGAUCGUAAGAAAGGACUUCCUGAAUCGAAGCCACAGAAUGGAGAACGUGUCCAGGAACUUACUACCCACAAACUUAAACAUACUGAGAAUAUUUUUGGCCGCUCCAACCUGAAAGCAACUGCAGAUGCUGAAGAAGCCAAGCCAGCAUCUCAGCUUGAAGCUGGCAAAAGAUUAGAGGAGCUGCGUCGUCGCCGAGGGGAAAAUGAGAGUGAAGAGUUUGAGAAGCUGAAGGAAAAGCAACAGGAGGCAGCCAUGGAGCUGGAGGAACUGAAGAAAAAGCGUGAGGAGCGCCGGAAGGUCCUUGAGGAGGAGGAGCAGAGGAGGAAACAGGAAGAGGCUGAGAGAAAAGCCAGAGAAGAGGAGGAGAAGAGGAGGCUGAAAGAAGAGAUUGAGAGGAGAAGGGCUGAAGCUGCUGAGAAACGUCAGAAGAUGCCUGAAGAUGGCUUGUCAGAGGACAAAAAGCCAUUUAAGUGUUUCAGUCCCAAAGGCUCAUCUCUCAAGAUUGAAGAACGAGCAGAGUUUUUGAACAAAUCCGCUCAGAAGAGUGGUGCAAAGCCCACUCACUCUGCAACAGUUGUCUCCAAGAUUGACAGCCGACUUGAGCAAUACACAAGUGCAAUUGAGGGCACCAAGGCUUCAAAACCUACCAAGCCAGCAGCCUCUGAUCUUCCAGUCCCAGCUGAGGGUGUUCGUAACAUUAAGAGCAUGUGGGAGAAAGGGAAUGUUUUCUCAUCACCUUCUGGGACAGGGACACCCAAUAAGGAAACAGCUGGACUGAAGGUUGGUGUUUCCAGUCGUAUCAAUGAAUGGCUAACCAAGACCCCAGAGAGCAACAAAUCGCCUUCUCCAAAACCUUCGGAUUUAAGACCAGGAGAUGUAUCCGGCAAACGUAAUCUCUGGGAGAAGCAGUCAGUUGAAAAGACAACCUCUACUACUAAGGUAACGACUAUGGGGAAAAAGUCAGAGACUAAUGCAGGUUUGAGACAAUUUGAGAAAGAACCAUAAGAGGCUACUAAAGAUGCUGGACCAACUCAGUUGAAAAAAAAAAGUGCUAAAUUGUGCUUUUUAUAUUUAUGUUUAUUUACCAAAUGUUUUUUUUUUGCAUUAUCCCAGUUAAAACCAUGUAUAUUAGCACUGUAUUUAAUAAUCAGUCUAGACAUUCAUCAUAAUAGUACUGCCUUUGCACAAGAGCCUUUAUUCCUAAAGAAACCCAUGCUGUGAAAUAUAUCGACAUUUCUACUGAUAGAACUAAUUAUGUAUCUGAACAGCAAUUCCAACUGACAUGAGAGAUCAACUCAAAACUGCAUGUACAAAUUGAGUUGCAUGAAAAAAGUUGUGCAGUGAACCUAUAAAAACAGUGGUUACUUUUGGAAUACAGAAGUCUUUCUUUCUGCACUUUAAGGCAUGGAAGAAGUAUCUUUAGUUGACAAUGUAAUAUUUUCUGUAAGUUGCCCAUGUCAUGAAAAAUACUGCAUCAAUAACUUGUUGAAAUUUUGUUUUAUACUUUUUUAAAGUAUCAAUUUUUCCAUUCUAGUUUAAGUUAAUACCUAAAUUUGGAUGAUUAUGUUAGCUGACAGCGGUACUGAUACUUUAUUUUUUUUUUGUUAGUGACUAGUAAUUGACUGCAAUUUAGAACAUAUACACACAUAGCUUUACAAAGUUUAGCUUUAAGGCACUACUAAUGGUAGAAUGCUUUAAUACAUGUAGAGUAUUAUAUUUAGUAAUAAACAUACAUAAUUAGCCAAUAUCACAGCUUUUUUUAAAAAAUAAAAAUGAAACCACACACUUUUCUAUAGUAAGAUUUCAUAAAUGCCAUUAGUGGAAUGGUGAGAUAAGUAUUAAUUUUUUUUAAAUGUCAGAAGCCCAAUAAUGGGUAAUUAAAAAAGAAAGUUAUAGUUUUAAGAGCAAAAAAAAUAAGGAUAUAGAGGGUCAAAAAUAAGUCACUUGUAUAAAACACUGUAGUUUAAUUUAUAUAAAAACUACCAUAAAAAAACUAAACACAGUUGGGGCUUGUUUCAAAUUACUGUACACUAAAUCUUGCCAUUCAUCAGUGCCGUAUACUAGAUACACUCAAGUACUCAAACUGAACACACUUCUCUCUUACAGUGUUCUUAUUUUUUAAACUCUAUCCCAAAUACUUUAUUUGUAUAUAGUAAACACAAGGCUAUAAGAAGUCAGCUUGGUUUGAAUUUAUGUGACAUAAGGUUUAUCAUUUACAUCUGACAGUGUAUGAGUGGAACAAACAAGGCAAUUAGAGUAGCUAUAAAUGCAUUCAUAAGAGCUUUCUUGUGCAUUUUCACUGUGUCAUCUUUUGUAGCAACUGAUUUACUUUUUUUUAAAGGAGGGGAAAAUGUAUUUCAGUCCAAAGAUGAGCUCCUCUGCUUAGCUGAAACAUCUUGUUUACAUAUAGAGCUGCAUUUAGCUACCUGUAGGGAGUGAAACUGUGCAAAGAGUGCCUGGCUUUGUCUAUGAAUUGUCUUUUUGUUUUGGGUUAUUGUACACACUCUCUGAAUCUUUCAAAUACAUUCGAUAGCUGCAAUAAAAAGAUUUGUUCAACCAUUGUAUUCUGAAGCUGCAUCCACAAUAAAUGGAGUAUUUCCAUUAA
Gavialis gangeticus (Gharial) is the source of this 4510-nucleotide messenger RNA. It is a transcript of the gene CALD1, whose product is annotated as caldesmon 1. Gene Ontology annotation, molecular function: actin binding; myosin binding; calmodulin binding. NCBI's taxonomy places the organism in Eukaryota, Metazoa, Chordata, Crocodylia, Gavialidae. Bases 397 to 2910 code for a protein of 837 amino acids. Gene Ontology annotation, biological process: angiogenesis; muscle contraction; actin filament bundle assembly. The transcript has 17 exons. The record is from RefSeq and is a predicted model, not a curated record. Gene Ontology annotation, cellular component: actin cytoskeleton.